CAGAUGUCAACAACAUUUUAAGCUUAACCAUGCUAGACCGUCUAUUCCACAGAACCAUGUGAAACUACUGGCUCAGAGCCGCUCGUUAGCAUUCAAAGCUAAACGGAAGGGUGAUAUUGAACUACGGAAAGAAGCUCGUCGCCUACGUAACUUAGCACGCUUCGAGUUAAAAAAAUUUCAAAAAGAACAAUUAGCCAAACAGUUAAAAGAAAGGCAUCUGUCAGGUGAAACAUCUCGGCUGUUUUGGGGUAAAACAAAAAGACAUUUUCAUCUGGUAUCUUCAUCAUUGAGGAGAUUCUUGUCCCCGUGUGAAGAAAUUAUAAAAGACUCACAAAUAAUGGCCAACAUGACAGCUGAUCACUAUGAAAGAUUAUUUGAAGCACCCGUAGUGAUACGUCCACAUCCGUAUGUCGAUGCUCCUCCAGUACAAUGGAAAAAUGCAGCUGAACCUAUACCGAUGGUUACUUAUCCAGAAAUAGUAAAUAUUUUACGUUCAAGAAAGAAAGAAAAGUGUCUUGACAUUCACGGACUUUCACCAUUUAUACUUGAUAAAAUACCUCACAACUAUUGGCAUCUACUGGUACAACUAUACAACUAUUCAUUUACUGAAGGAUACAUUUUAAAGAAGUUAGAAUGA
This is a messenger RNA of Rotaria socialis, 637 nucleotides long. Lineage: Eukaryota; Metazoa; Rotifera; Eurotatoria; Philodinida; Philodinidae. The record is from the annotation of a GenBank genome assembly.